AUGGCUCCCAAAGUCGCUAUUGUCUUCUACUCGAUGUACGGCCACAUCCUCAAGAUGGUCGAGGAGGAGGCCAGAGGUAUCAGAGAGGCCGGCGGUCACGUCGACAUCUACCAGAUCGAGGAGACUCUCACCGAGGAUGUCCUCGCCAAGAUGCACGCCCCUCCUAAGACCAACUACCCUGUCCUCUCCGACCCCAAGACCCUCGAACAGUAUGACGGGUUCCUCUUCGGUAUCCCUACUAGAUACGGCAACUGGCCCGCUCAGUUCAAGGCCUUCUGGGACAAGACUGGCGGUCAAUGGCAGACUGGUGCUUACUGGGGCAAGUACGCCGGUGCCUUCGUUUCCACUGCCACCCCCGGCGGCGGUCAGGAGUCCACCAUCAUCAGUGCCAUGUCGACCUUCGUCCACCACGGCAUGAUCUACGUUCCUCUCGGCUACAAGACCGUCUUCGGCACUCUCGCCGACCUCACCGAGGUUCGCGGUGGCUCCCCCUGGGGUGCCGGUACCUUCGCCGGUCCCGAUGGCAGCAGACAGCCCUCCGAGAAGGAGCUCUCGCUCGCCUUCGAGCAGGGCAAGGCCUUCUGGACCGCUCUUACCAAGCAGAACUUCGCAUGA
Molecule: messenger RNA, 615 nt
Organism: Aureobasidium namibiae CBS 147.97
Lineage: Eukaryota; Fungi; Ascomycota; Dothideomycetes; Dothideales; Saccotheciaceae
Product: flavo protein WrbA
Exons: 3
Coding region: 1-615 (204 amino acids)
Molecular function (GO): NAD(P)H dehydrogenase (quinone) activity; FMN binding
Source: RefSeq, a predicted model, not a curated record